AUGGCAAAAUCAAACGCUGAACGACAAAAAAUGUAUCGAAUAAAUUUAUUGAAAAAUAAACAAAAAUUUGAUCAAAUGAAAGAAAAAUCACGCAUUCGUGAUAAUAAUAGACGUAAAAAUUUAAAUGAUUAUUCAUUACAACAAUUACGUAAUAGGCAAAAACAAGCAUCGAAAAAAUAUCGUGCUAAAAAAAACCUUGAAGGUACAAAUAAUAAACAAUCAUCAUAUAAAUGUCCUCAAACACUUGGCAAAGCAGUUAAACGUGUUGUUGAAUCUUUACCAAAAGAUACAAAUAAACGUGUUACUGUAAUACGUCAUAUUGCACAAGAACUUGACAUCAUUCCUAAAACAAUAUCACAUCACAAACGUGUACAACGUUCAUUACCAAUUGAAUUAAAACAAUUGGUCAUAAAUUUUUAUAAUCGAGAUGAUAUAAGCUAUCAGUUACCAGGCAAACGAGACUUUAUCACAAUUAAAGAUGAUAAUGGUCAAUCAACAACAGUACAAAAAAGAAUUCUGUUAUUUAGCUCACGUGAAGCACAUUCAUUAUUUUUAACUGAAUACGACAAUACAAAUGUUCAUUUAUCAUUAACAUCAUUCAAUGAUUUACGACCAUUAAAUAUUUUAUUACAGUCUCACAUGUCACAUCGUAGUUGUUUAUGUGCUUAUCACGAAAAUAUUAAUUUGUUAAUAAAACCUUUAUCAAGAUAUAUUUCAUGUUCUGGUUUAAAUUCUCUUCAAGCAUUUUCAGCAACACUUGUCUGUUGUGAAACAGAUGAAAAUUGUAUGUUUAGUCGAUGUUCCUUGUGUGCAAAUAAUUUUGAUAAUAAUAUAACAAAACAUAUUAUUGAUUUUACACAAACAAUUAAUUGGUAUCAAUGGGUAUUAAAAAAUGGUUUUUCAAGAAAAGUUGAAUUUAAUGGUACAAUUCAAGAUUGUUUAGCAAUUUUGAAAUCAAAAGUUAAUGAAUUUUUAUCACAUGUAUUUAUUAAACGUCAGCAAGCAGCUUAUUUUGAAAAAAUAAAAACAAAUUCAACUAAUGAAAUUAUUUGUUUACGAAUUGAUUUUAGUGAAAAUUUUCGAAUCGAUGUUCAAGAUUCUAUACAAAGCUCAUAUUUUUCAAAAAAAUCAGUUUCAUUAAUUACUUGCUAUGCUUGGUGUUUAAAUGUUGGUUAUUCAUUUGUUUAUGUAACAGAUAAUCUUACACAUGAUAAGUAUUGUGUAAGUGCUGUAUUAGAAGAUUUAUUUUUGAAAUUGAAACAACAAUAUCAACAGUUAAAACAAAUUCAUAUAUUUUCUGAUGGUGCAAGCCAACAGUUCAAACAAAAAUUUUUGUUUAGGAAUCUAUGUCGUUUAGCUGCAGAUUUUCAAAUCAAAUUAUCUUGGAAUUUUUUUGCCACCUCCCAUGGGAAGGGCGUGGUAGAUGCAGUUGGCGGAACAACAAAACGUCUGGUCUACAAUGCAAUUAUGAGUGGCCAACAAUGUAGUUCAGCUGCUGAAUUUGUGGAAACUGCUCGAUCUAAAACAAGUACUAUUAAUGUUAAUGAGUUAGAAGAAAGUCAAAUUGAGCAAUCAAAAGCAAAAAUGGAACCAAUUUUUCAAUUAAUACAAAUAGUACCAGAAACAAAAAAGAUCCAUUCAAUCAAUGUACUUGAAAAUAAUACAAUUGAGUAUAAAUAUUAUUCGAAUAGUACAACUAAAAAGACAUAUCGAUUUCCAAGUUAA
This is a messenger RNA of Rotaria sordida, 1725 nucleotides long. NCBI's taxonomy places the organism in Eukaryota, Metazoa, Rotifera, Eurotatoria, Philodinida, Philodinidae. The record is from the annotation of a GenBank genome assembly.